AUGACAACUAUUAUUAUAAAUCUUGUGGGUAAAUCUGCUUCUGGAAAAAACUUUCAUAAAUCAAGGUUCUUGUGUAGUACAAAUGAGAAUAUUGUAAAUUUACUUAAAAAACACCCCGUGAUACGCAUUGUAUCAACAACAACUAGAGCAAUAAGACCUGGAGAAGUAAAAGGUGAAGAUUAUCACUAUAUUUCAGUGGAGGAACAUAUGCGAUUGAGGAAUGAAGGACAAAUAUUUGAGGAGGUUUCUCUUGGUACAACAAAAUAUUCACAUUGUAAGAGUGAGUUAAAGAAACUAAAAUCUGGUGGUGUUGGGAUAUUAGAAACUAAUCCAGAAGGAACGAGACAAAUUAUUAAAUAUCUGAGCGGAGUGAAGAUUUUAUCAUUCGGUUUUGAUGUUGAUGAAGAAACUCAACACAAACGUAUGAAAAGCAGAGAUGCAAGGAUUAGUGAAGAAGAAAUUACAACUCGCAUUAAUGUUAAUAAAGAAUUUGAUGAAAUAUUUAAAGAAAAGGAUUUAUUUGAACACAUCUACUUGAAUGAUGAAGAAAAGGAAAAUUUCCCUGUUGAUCUUUACAAUUCAUUAAAUGAUAUUUUACAAUAA
Molecule: messenger RNA, 603 nt
Organism: Anneissia japonica
Lineage: Eukaryota; Metazoa; Echinodermata; Crinoidea; Comatulida; Comatulidae
Product: guanylate kinase-like
Exons: 1
Coding region: 1-603 (200 amino acids)
Cellular component (GO): cytosol
Molecular function (GO): GMP kinase activity
Source: RefSeq, a predicted model, not a curated record